This is a messenger RNA of Papaver somniferum (opium poppy), 1458 nucleotides long. RefSeq names its product aspartyl protease family protein 2-like. The record is from RefSeq and is a predicted model, not a curated record. Bases 1 to 1458 code for a protein of 485 amino acids. NCBI's taxonomy places the organism in Eukaryota, Viridiplantae, Streptophyta, Magnoliopsida, Ranunculales, Papaveraceae. Gene Ontology annotation, molecular function: aspartic-type endopeptidase activity. The transcript has 2 exons. Gene Ontology annotation, biological process: proteolysis.
AUGAUGAUGAUUUAUUGCUUUCCUUUAGUUUUGAUCUCAUUGACGAUUAUUGUGUCGCAGUGUAACGGCUUUGCACUGGAGUCAUCAUCAGAAAGCAAAAAGGUAUUUACCUUCACUAUAGAACCCAUCAAAAUGAAACCAAGUACCUUAGCCUACUUCCAAAAAAACCCAGAAAUAUACUAUGGUCUGCUAUGUGAUAGAGAUAAUGCCCGUAUGAAUUACUUAGUAGGAGUCGGAACUUCGAUGAACACAUCACAGGGGGGAAACGACAUUGUUUUUAAACCAGUAUCACCUAAGACGGAACUUGGUUGGUCUUUCAGUGUGUUAGUACCUAUAGGAAAACCUCUUCAAAUACAACCAUUAUUGCUUGACACAGGGAGUGGCAUGACCUGGUUUAUGUGCCAGCCAGACUGUGUUCGUUGUCACCCAGUCCGUCAGGGCGAUACAAUAUAUCCCAUAUAUGAUCAGACCAAAUCUGAUACGGACCUUCGCGUAGAUUGUGGAAAUGAAGAUUGUGAAUCACGUUACAGCUCAUGUGUUGACGAUGACCAUCUGUGGUGUAAGUUCAGAAUAGAUUAUGCUGAUAACGAUUAUGCAAAGGGAGAUUUAAUCUAUGAUAUGUUAGUUCUCGGGGGUCGUGAAAAUAUGUAUCCUAUGGGCUGCUCGCGGGACACCACAUAUAAUAAUCCCUCUACUAGCGGAAUUUUAGGUCUCGCGCAAGGUUCACUGUCACUAGCGGAGCGGAUCAUCCGCAACUAUAAAGACUUAAGCGUCUUCUCAUACUGCCUUUCACCAGAUAACUCGACGUCUUUGAUAUUCAGCGGAGAUUAUGUUUCUAUGCUCUCGUCAUCAACAAAGCAGCUCUCUAAUCAGGAAAUUUUUUAUACCAACAUGAUCACGAAUCCUUCCCGGCCUGUUUGGUAUUAUGUCGAUUUGGUUGGAAUAAGCAUCGGUUCAGGUGAAAUCAUAGAGGGAACAGAAGAGCCGGUAUUUCAUAUUUCCGGGGAAAGUGGAGGAGUAUUUAUUGACAGCGGCUUCACGUUCACAACGUUGGUUCCCGAGGCUUACAAGGCAGUCACCAAGGCAUUCAAGGAGAUGGUCAGCGGUCUAUCUGGUUGGGUUCCUUUUCGGCCAGUUGGUGGGUUAUCAACAUGUUAUAAUUUGAGCAGCGUAUCACGUCCGAUUGAAUUUCACAGCCUCAACUUUCAUUUUAGAAAAGCAGAGAGUCCGGAAGAAGGCCGAAGAAACUACGAUGAUGAUGAGCAUUUUAAGCUUGAGUUGGCGUUCGAUAACGUUAUGACUAUGGUUAAUCGUCAGUAUACAAACCUUUAUUGUUUGGCGUUAACCGAAACUAAGAGUGGCAUCUCGAUUAUUGGAAUGAUAAAUCAAAGAAAUAUCCGGAUGGAUUUUGGUUUUCAGUUUAACUUUAGUUUACUUGCAGGUACUGGUCAUGGAUAA